Molecule: messenger RNA, 862 nt
Organism: Spinacia oleracea (spinach)
Lineage: Eukaryota; Viridiplantae; Streptophyta; Magnoliopsida; Caryophyllales; Amaranthaceae
Exons: 2
Coding region: 240-512 (90 amino acids)
Source: RefSeq, a predicted model, not a curated record
AGAGUAUCUUCUUCAACCUAAUUUCAGUUUUCUGGCAGAAAAACUUUGAUACAAUUAGCAAGUUUGCUUGGGAAACGUGAAUAUUAGAUUGAAAUCUCGUUUCCCAUUCGUUUCUGGGAUGAAUUCAGUUUCAAAUACGUCUCUAUUCUUCUGAAACGGUUUUGGCGCGUUCCGAAACGCGUUUCACGUCGUGAUUUUUUGGCGUUUCCGUGCUCAACAUCUCUAACUUCCAUUGCAGAAUGGCAAAAGGUCUAAUAUGGGCAACAACAGAGGAUCUAAUGAGAAAUAGGGGCCGAGUUCUAUCUUUGUACAGACAAAUAUUACGAAGUCUGAAUUCUCCAGAAUUGCCACUGAACUUUGCGUCAAGAAUGGCCAAGAAAGGUGAGGUGCGCGCUAUCUUCAUGCUUGGAUCCGAAGAGAAAUCCCUCAGCAAUAUUGCUGACCUCGUCGAUGCUGCAGAACACUCAUUAUCUCUCUUGAAGAAAGGUGAAAUCCCUAAAUACAUCCAGUGACUGAUUAACCAUCUCUGCUUUGGAUAAUGCAUCUCUGUCUCUUUAACUAUUGAUAGACCAUACAACUGAUUCUUUUUGUAAUUUCUUUCUUUCUGAAUGUAAGUUGAGCUAAGUAUGCACUCGUAGACCUGUCAAACGAGUCGAUCGGGUUGGGUUGUAAAAAAAUAAAUUCCAGGUCGGUUUUUGGGUCGGAUCGAUUUUUCACAGGUCUGUGCACCGGGGUUAAACACCAACGAUAUGUACAUAUGUUUGGCAAUGUACGAGUAUUAUUCGGUUAAACACCAAAUACCAAGGUUAUCGACCUUAACUCUUAUCCAUAUUAAAGAUCUCACUUCCGACUUCUUGUUUUA